Molecule: messenger RNA, 2299 nt
Organism: Colletotrichum phormii
Lineage: Eukaryota; Fungi; Ascomycota; Sordariomycetes; Glomerellales; Glomerellaceae
Product: DNA lyase
Exons: 5
Coding region: 120-2177 (685 amino acids)
Biological process (GO): base-excision repair
Cellular component (GO): nucleus
Molecular function (GO): phosphoric diester hydrolase activity; endonuclease activity; zinc ion binding
Source: RefSeq, a predicted model, not a curated record
UCGGGCAUGGGCAUGAAAGCGACGUGAUUUCGGCGUUUGUGAUUUCGAGUCUUUUCCAAUCGUGAUACCAGGAGCAAGCGAUUCAUCAAUCAGGAUGGGGUUGCGUAUCGUGACAUGGAAUGGUGAGUUGGUCGCUGGUACAUGGGCAGACGUUCCUGUUCACUGACGAUUCCUGUGCCAUAGUCAACGGCAUCAGAAAUCCAUUCGGAUAUCAACCAUGGAGCACACAACGAACAUUUCAGGCAAUGUUCGAGACCCUCGAGGCAGACAUCGUAGUCAUGCAAGAGACGAAAAUCCAACGUAAAGACCUCAAAGAUGAUAUGGUACUAGUACCUGGCUGGGAUGUCUUCUUCAGCCUCCCUAAAUACAAAAAAGGAUAUUCCGGUGUCGCGAUAUAUACCCGGAACGCAACCUGCUGCCCCAUCCGCGCCGAAGAAGGAAUCACAGGUGUCCUCCCUGCCCCAAACUCGUCCACUAGCUUCCGCGACCUGCCAGAAGACCAGCAAAUCGGCGGCUACCCGCGCGCGAGCCAGCUCUCGAGCGAAGUAGACGAGGCGACGCUCGACUCGGAAGGCCGGUGCGUCGUCCUCGAGUUCCCGGCCUUUGUCCUCAUCGGCACCUACAGCCCCGCCACCCGCGACUCGUCUCGCGACGACUUCAGGCUGGGCUACCUCGGCGCCCUCGACGCGCGCGUGAGAAACCUCGUGGGGGCCGGGAAGCAGGUCAUCUUGACGGGCGACCUUAACGUCAUUCGUGAGGAGAUGGACACCUGCAAUCUCAGGGAGACGCUCCGCAAGGAAGGCAUGACGGUCGAAGAUUGGAUGCAAGGGCCCAGCCGAAGGUUCAUCAAUCAGCUUGUCGUCGGUGGUCAGGUCACCGGCGAACGCGAUGAAGGCAAGGAGACGCCUGUCCUCCAUGAUUUGACGCGCAUCUUCCAUGCCACCAGGCAAAGUAUGUUCACCUGCUGGGACACGAAGAGAAAUACUCGCCCGGCGAACAACGGUAGCCGGAUAGACUACAUCCUGUGUUCGUCGGGCAUCAAGGACUGGUUCACGGAUUCCAACAUCCAGGAGGGGCUGAUGGGAUCUGACCACUGCCCCGUAUACGUAGUCAUGAAUGACCUCGUAACAACAGAUGGUAAGGAAACAUCCGUCCUCGACGUGAUGAACCCCAGCGACAUGUUCCACGACGGCAAGCGACUCAGGGAGUGGUCACAAAAGGAUUUACUCCCCCUAUCCGCAAAACUCAUCCCCGAAUUCGACCGAAGGCGCAACAUCCGCGACAUGUUCAUGAAGAAGCCCGCCCCAAAGCCAGCUCCGAGCCCCGUAUCGAAUCCCCUCGAGUCACACAGUCUCCCAACCGAAGACGACAGUGACUACCCCGUGACGACUCAGGAGACGCAAGACUCAGACGCCUCGCAGGCGACAACGACAACCGAAGACGCGCCCGCCGCCUCCCAGGCAUCCAUGCAGUCCAGCGCCGCAAAGUUGCCACCCCCCAAGCCGACACCCUCCUCCUUCUCCUCGUCCCAACCCACCAACCCGCUCGUAAAACGACCAGCCGAAUCGGCAGCAUCCGCUAAACGAGCCUCCAAGAAGUCGAAAACCAACGAAUCUGACGGCAAGGCCCAGAGCACCCUCAUGGGCUUCUUCAAGCCAAAGAACCCCCCACCACAAACCCAAUCUUCACCCGCUGAAGCAGGCGCGGCGAGGACCAAUCAAGCACCAUCACCCUUCACCAAGAACAAAGCCGUAGGUGUAGGAGGCGGUAGUGCAACUGGCCCAAUCCGUGCCCUCUCGGGAUUAUCAGAAGCGGGCGGCCCACUCUCCGCGGGCACGGCAGAGUCACCCGGCAGCUGCGGCGGCAAAGACACUUUGUCUCCUUCCUCAUCUGUGAAGCCCUUCGAGACGACAUCAGAAAAGGUCUUUGACCCCAUCGAGGUUAAGGAAUCUUGGUCAAAGUUCAACCUGGGGAAGAGGGUCGUGCCAAAGUGCGAGCACGGGGAGCCCUGCAUCAGCUUCCAGACCAAGAAGCCGGGCGUCAACUGCGGCAGGUCGUUUUUCAUCUGCGCCCGUCCUCUGGGAAAGUCCGGAGAAAAGGAAAAGGGGACGGAGUGGAGAUGUCCCACUUUUAUCUGGAGCAGUGAUUGGAAAAAGAGCCAGUCUCAGGGGACAUAACUGCACAUCCAUCUCCAAGGGCGACAUGGAGUCACAUGGAAUUCGGCGAACGGCAUAUGACGAGUUGGGCACGUUACCUUCAAAAAGAAAAGACAGCUAGCUACCUUGACCACGCAGAAGAA